This is a messenger RNA of Striga asiatica, 489 nucleotides long. The record is from the annotation of a GenBank genome assembly. NCBI's taxonomy places the organism in Eukaryota, Viridiplantae, Streptophyta, Magnoliopsida, Lamiales, Orobanchaceae.
UUGGUCGCCGAAUCUGAGGUCUGGGGGGUGUAUCGGAAGGGAAGUGGGUCUGUGGAUGGGUCGGAGCCCCUGGCAGCGGCGAUGAAGCUCGUUGCGGCGGCAGCUGCGAUGAAGCUCGUAGCGGCGGUCAGUAAACAAGGCUCCAUCUCCACCAUAGAGAAACAGAAAGAAGGGCCAAGCAUGGCACCAACUGCUCCAUUUGUAGAAGAAACUGACUGGGAUGAUGAGGGCUUUGUGUCACAAUUGACACAAGAGUUUUGUGCAACUCCACAACCUCAUAUGACAAAGGAACUCACACCCCUUGAACAAUUACAAAUGGGAGAUCAAGAUGAUUCAUACUUUAGAGGUAAGCAGUUGGAGACAAUCAUUGCAAGAGAUGGAACUCCAGCAAUGUUUGAAAGGAUUGAAAAAGACUUCUCUUUGGGUAGCUCAUCUAAGAAGUUGAAGCAGAUCAGAAAGAAGAAGGGAGAAAAUUCUAGAAAUAAGUGA